CACUUUUCCCUCUUAACACAUUUCCCUCUUGAAUCAUCAGCGGAUCUGUUGCAGGUCCUGGAGGAGAAUAACAGUGUUUCAACGCAAUAUGGAGAGCUGUCACUGUUUGCUGCUGCUGUGCAUGCUAAGUUUGGCCCUGUUCUCCAGAGAGGCAACAGGACAUGAUGACGACCUUGUCGGCUUCCUGAGGAGUAUCCUUUCUGGGCUACAAGUGAGAGACGAGCAUUUUACCAUCAACAAAGUCUUUGGGAUAAACUCACUCAGGGAGGUGGGACGCCCUGCGGCCGGCUCAAUCUCUCAGCAAAGCAAAAUCAAGCCAGUCAAUUGGGAAACAAACGGGGCACCUGGACCCCUGGUGGUGACCAAAGACGGCCAGAUCAAGGGGGUUACAGUGGACAAGGCCCAUAUUUUCUAUGGGAUACCGUAUGCAGACCCCCCGGUUGGGGCUUACCGUUGGAAGCCCCCCAGACCCGUGAGUCCCUGGCCAGGGGUUUAUGAUGCCUCCUUCCCCAGGGCAUCAUGCAUGCAGGCCUGCAGUGGACCCAUGACUGAAGAGUGUCCUCGAAUAGUGAGCGAGGACUGUCUCUACCUCAACGUCUUUGUCCCUCUGGAUGUGGACUUCAGCUGUCCACUGGUGGCCCCUCUGCCCGUCAUGGUGUGGAUCCAUGGUGGGGAUUUCAUCGCUGGCUCUGCCUCCAAGCCGCUGUAUGACGGGCGCUUCCUCAGCAAUGCCACCAAAAGUGUCGUUGUGAGUCUGGAGUAUCGACUGGGCGCUUUUGGGUUUCUCGUAUCGGGCAAAGACGCCCACUCAGCUGUUGGGAAUUAUGGGAUCUUGGAUCAGCAGGCUGCUCUUCUUUGGGUCCAGCGCAGUAUUGCAGUGUUUGGAGGAGAUCCCAGCAAGGUGACAAUAUUUGGGGAGAGUGCAGGUGCUCAGUCAGUAAGUCUUCACCUGAUGAUCCAGAGCAGCAAGCCCCUGUUCAAACAGGCCGUCCUGCAAAGCCUCCCAUUCUCUAUCCCCCUGAAGAGCAGACACGACGCAUUGAAGCUGGGGAAAGACUUUGCCAAACAGACAAACUGCUCUGUGAGCGACAUCGUCUGCCUGCUGUCUCUCGCUCCUCAGGCCGUCCUGGCCGCCCAGAUGAAAACAAGUUCCAAGGUUGUGAACCCGUUCAGGUUCCUUGAGGUCUUUGAGACGUGGGGUCCUUUUAUCGAUGGGGAGUUCAUAAAAGAGCAAGCUGUCACUGCAUUCCUGAAGGGCCACUGGCAGAAGGAGAAGCCAGUGCUGCUGGGUACGACUUCAGAAGAGGGGGUGAUCUUUGCGUACGGAGUCUUCAAUAAGCCGGUCUCCGCAUUGGAGAGCGCUGUCUACGUCACCGCCAUCUUUAAACAACACGCACUGCGGAUCCUGCACAAGUACCUGCCCCUGUACAGGGAUGCUGACCGCAGGGGUAUGCUAGCUCAGAUUGUCACGGACUACGUCUUCCUUUGUCCAUCCAGGAGCUCGGCACGUGCCGGCACAGCAACUGGCAGCCAAGUGUGGAUGUACACGUUUGACCACGUAGCAUCAGACCCUCGCGUGUGGUCCGGCCUGACUUUCUGCUAUGAGCACGCCUGUCACGGCGCCGAGCUGCCCUUUCUCUUUGGCUCUGCUUCGGUGGCCAACUUCACGCUGUCAUUAUCAGAGAAGCUUCUGUCCAAUCGGAUGCUGUGUUACUGGGGCGCCUUUGCACACACUGGUGACCCUUCCUCACGGGCCCAACAGACAACUUUCUGCCACCAGCAGCGUCUGCCAGUUUGGCCGCGCUAUGCCGACACCAGCAGCUGGCUAGUCAUGAACCUGACGGUGCGUUCACAUGCACAAGUGGGAACCAGAGACCAUAUAUGUGACUUCUGGGACCAUCUUGGCAUCUAUUAUUGAGAGGUAGUGGUGUAACGGAUUAUUGUCGGACCACACAGAUCCGUGGUUUUAUUACACAGUUUACCUUGUGUAAUAUAAAGUUUUACUGAUUGUGUUAUCGGCCACAUCUAGUAAACCAUAGCGUUAUUAUGUGUUCACAUCUGGUCUCGUAAAAUGUAGUUUUAGUGGGAGAUUUUUUCUUAGCUACAUAGAUUGUUAGAUGUUACAUUAAAACUACUAAUGACAAGAUUUGUUUUAAUCAAUGAAAAUAUAAAUCAUCAUUUUAUUUGUGUGCCUCCUUUGAAAUAACAUUUUUCUUUAACAACGUAAAAGGAUAACAUUAAGAAUUAUCCUAUCCUCUCUUCAAAAGAACAAAUGUCCUUAUUAAUCUAAAAAAUAUGAACUUUCUGUUAUCUUCUAUUGUUCACCAGUAGGUUGUGCCUCUCCGGUCAGAGCCACAAAGAUACCCUUAAUCAUAAAGUACGUCCCAUUCAACCUGAACACGAGUUUACAGUGACUACCACCUCCAAGCCUCAAAAGCUUUAAAAUGUGGUGUGAAUAUAGAGGCAUCUGUUGGCACAAUUUAUCAAAAUAAAUUUGCCAAAAAGUAGUGUAACUUAGACUUGAGAAAAGGGUCAGUUUUCAACAGCAAGUAAAAAAAGCAAGUAAAAUGAAUUGAGGUGGAGGUGAACUGUGUGUUUCUGUUCAACUUCAAUUGUAUGUAUUGAUGUAAACCUCCUGUAUGCGGCAGGUGCGGGUCUAAUUGUCCAAAUACUCAUAACUAACUGAUUUUAUUUUAGGUCUCAAUCCCAGAGCUCAUGUCUAACAUGCAAUAUUCUUGUGCAUAAUGUAUGUCCAAGGUAAGAUGUGUUUUAUUAAAAUGCUUAAUUUCUCAUCAGUGGAACUUUUAUUGAAAGGCAGAUUUAGGGGUA
Molecule: messenger RNA, 2829 nt
Organism: Pungitius pungitius (ninespine stickleback)
Lineage: Eukaryota; Metazoa; Chordata; Actinopteri; Perciformes; Gasterosteidae
Product: cAMP-regulated D2 protein
Exons: 9
Coding region: 89-1918 (609 amino acids)
Molecular function (GO): cholinesterase activity
Source: RefSeq, a predicted model, not a curated record